This is a messenger RNA of Funneliformis mosseae, 216 nucleotides long. Lineage: Eukaryota; Fungi; Glomeromycota; Glomeromycetes; Glomerales; Glomeraceae. The record is from the annotation of a GenBank genome assembly.
AUGUCACAAUUUUCUUUUGCACACCUUCAAGCCAAUAUUAAAAUAAACAUUUUUAAAUUCAUGAGGUCUCCACUUAAUUUGGCAUUAUGCAAUAGAGGAUGGUCUAACGUCGCAAGAGAUCCGCACGCAAGAACUGAGUGGUUAAUAUACCAGUUCGGAAAGACAUACGCUUUUUUUCAUGGCAUAAGAUUAGGAUCAACUUUCAUCAAUAAAGAA